AUUGGUUAGCUGGCAAAAAGUCAGACGUUACUGUAAUAGAAUUGGAGUGUAAAAGCUCCUCGAGGUUCCGCGUCGCGCCCACGCGCGCCUUCCAUAACCUUUAGGCUUUGUCAAGGCAGUUUCAUUUUAUUUCAAUUUCAUGACAUUUACGCCAUGGGUUGUGUUAUUUUUUUGACCGGCUUCAGUAACACGUGCGAGCACUUGUGUAAUUAGAUAUUUGCGCCACUGUGAAGUUGACCGAAUUUGAGUAACAUGCAUGAAAGCCUUGGCAGUUAAAAAAAUACGUGACACUGAAGUGAAGAAUGACGAGGGUAGAAAUGAACGAAUGGUGUAUACGUCGGAUUUUCACAUACCAGAUUCUCUUUGGUUUACUAGUAAUCAUUACACAAAAUUAUGCUUUUAACUUUUCCGAAAUAAAUUUACCGAAGGAACACCUACCUUUUUAUUUCAGUAACUACCCAGCAGUUGCUGAAAAAUGUAAGGAGGAUGAAAAGUGCCCAUAUAAGGAUGAACUGGAUAAAAAUGUAUGCUGGGGGUAUGAACAUGGUUGCAGAGCACAAAAUUCAUACUCCAGGCCAUCUUGCCCAGGAGAUCAUAAAGGAUGGGUGAAGACCAAACAAGAUCAAUUGAAUACAUUUUACUCCCAGGGGGAUUUUGGAUAUAUAAAAGACCAGCUUCAAGAAAUGAUGGUUAUAUGUGAACCAACAUUCGUGGACGAUUCAUCUUUAGAAUGCAGUAAGCAUUUGCGAUUUUGUAGGGGUCGCAAUAUAAUGAUAAACUUUACAGACCUGAGUUCUUGUUCUGAGCCUAUCAGGUACAAAAUGGAUGUAUUAAAAGAAGGGCAGAUUGGAGGAUAUUGUCAAUUACAUAAGUCAAGAUUGGAUGAAGAAUGCGAUCACAUAAGUCCUCUUCAAUCAUGGGGACCUGAAUUACGAUAUUUUACACAACUUUCCAGAAGACCCAUUGUAGAAAAGGAUUGUGAUGUUGUCAUUGAAAAACCAACAUUUGUUUUAAAAAUUGAUGCAACAGUUAAUAUGUACCAUCAUUUCUGUGAUUUUUUGAAUCUCUAUGCAUCACUACAUAUGAAUUCGACACAUCCCAGUACAUUUUCCAGUGAUGUGCAUAUACUGAUCUGGGAAAGCUAUACGUAUCAAUCUAGCUUCGAGGUUGUUUGGGAGGCAUUUACUAAUCAUCCUGUUUGGGACCUUAAGACAUUUCGUGGGGACACAGUAUGCUUCAAAAAUAUUGUUUUUCCUCUGCUACCAAGAAUGAUAUUUGGUCUGUUUUACAAUACUCCUAUUGUAACUCAAUCUACCAAUCUAACUUGGUUUGUUCUUCUUAUUCAGGUUAUCUACAAUAGGCAACUUCAGUUUAAGCAGCAGUUAGAAAUCACUUACAAUACUGAUAUUUUUAUUGGAAUUCAUGGUGCUGGUUUGACACAUCUGUUAUUUCUUCCUGAUUGGGCUGUUGUUUUUGAGCUGUACAAUUGUGAAGAUGAGGGAUGCUACAUGGAUCUUGCUCGUUUAAGAGGUGUUAAGUAUAUUACAUGGCAAGAUAAAAGUAAACUAGAACAACAAGAUCAGGGACAUCAUCCAGAUGGUGGGGCUCAUGCUAAGUUUACAAACUAUUCAUUUGAUGUGAAUGAAUUCUUACGACUGGUGGCAGUAGCAGCAAAACAUGUGAAAAAUCAUAAAGCAUUUCAAGCUUUCCAUAAAGAUAUUCAUGAUGAGUUGUAGUAUUUCUUACUUUGCAUUGAAAAUUGUAAAACAAAUAGCUGUAAUAUAUCUUGGCUCAUGUUUUCAUAAAAAAGUGGAUUUAUAAGUGUUAAGGGUAUUUGAAUAAUUAACACUGUUUUACUGAAUGAAAUGCUCCACUAUAAUAAUGGUGAUGGAAUCUCCAUCUUCAAGUAAUGUGUCUUCCCAUUUAGGGCAACAAUUUAACUAUGCACACUGAUGUGCUAGAAUGAAUCUCUAACAAUAUUUAUUACUUUUUAUAUGCAUUUAGUUUUAAAUUCCUGUACAAUGUUCAGAUUUCCUUCUAAUAUAUUUUUGUAUUUAAUGUAAUAAAUAUUAUUUCUCAGGCACCAUUAAUAUUAAGUGUACUUUGAAUAAUAAAUGGAUUAAUUGGUAGAAUGAGAAUAAAGGUCUUAAUGUUGUUUUAUAAUUUUGUAUAAAAACAUUAUAAAUAUUUUGGAACAAUUUUUAACAGUUGUAGGAAAAAUGUAAUUUAUAUGAAUUUUAUUCAUGUUUUGUAAUCUCAAUAAGAAAUUUUGUAAAAGAAACUGAAAACAUUUGAUUGUUUUAAAAACAAACUGACAUCAAUUAACUAAUGCUAAAAUGCAAAACAAGCCUUACUUCUAAUAUCAAUAAUGCAUAGUUAUGCAUUGUACAAAAUCAAAAGAUGAAAUAUACAAAAGAUUUCUUUCAUUAUUAACCCAAAGCAUGGUCAGUCCAUGGGAAUUUCUUCUUGAACAACCUUAGAGCAAAUGAUCCUGUACUGUUCAUCAGUUGAGUUGAUUGGCCUAGCGGGCAAGGCUUUGCCUCUGCGUUUGAGUUCUUGCUGAACA
This is a messenger RNA of Gryllus bimaculatus (two-spotted cricket), 2566 nucleotides long. The record is from the annotation of a GenBank genome assembly. Lineage: Eukaryota; Metazoa; Arthropoda; Insecta; Orthoptera; Gryllidae.